This is a messenger RNA of Anopheles moucheti, 671 nucleotides long. It is a transcript of the gene Ubc10, whose product is annotated as ubiquitin-conjugating enzyme E2-18 kDa. Lineage: Eukaryota; Metazoa; Arthropoda; Insecta; Diptera; Culicidae. Bases 49 to 510 code for a protein of 153 amino acids. The record is from RefSeq and is a predicted model, not a curated record. The transcript has 4 exons.
UGUCAAAUUGCAAACAACAAUUUUUUUAUUUUAAGAAACUUGAGGAAAAUGGCAGCCACAAGGAGAUUGCAGAAAGAGCUAGCAGACAUUCGAGCAUCGGGCAUGAAAUCUUUUCGUGACAUUCUUGUGGAUGAAGCUAAUUUACUGCUAUGGACAGGAUUGAUUGUACCGGACAAUGUUCCCUACAACAAGGGUGCUUUUAGAAUAGAGAUAAAUUUCCCAGCCGAAUACCCCUUCAAACCACCAAAGAUUUCGUUUAAAACUAAAAUAUACCAUCCAAACAUAGAUGAAAAAGGACAGGUUUGUCUACCUAUUAUAAGUGCCGAGAAUUGGAAACCGGCUACAAAAACAGAUCAAGUUAUACAAGCACUGAUAGAACUUGUUAACGAUCCCGAGCCAGAACAUCCUUUACGGGCAGAUCUAGCAGAGGAGUUUCUGAAAGAUAGAAAAAAAUUUACCAAGAAUGCCGAAGAACACACCAGGAAGCACAGCGAAAAGCGACCGGAAUAAAGAGAAAGAACGUAUGUAGAAUGGUUAACCAAGAUUACCAUUAAAAUCGAUGAUCGAUCGAAGCGAUUGUAAAUUGCAGACCGUGGUAAUGAAGAUGAUGAAUGUAAGGAUGUAAUUCAAAUACAUAUUUUAUUCUUGAGUCGAAGGGCCAAACAACAAAG